AUGUCCUGUUUCAUUCUGGGAAAAAUGUCUACUCCUGAUAUCACCGACACCCAACUUAUCGUUUAUGCGAGAGACGCCGCCUUGUUUAAGGCGCUGUCUUUCAGCGGUGACCGAGCAAAUGAUCUUAGUCUAGUCAAGACUCAAGAGAUUAUGCGAGGUCUCCCGUUCAAUCACGUCUGGGGAAAGUCCCUCAGGUACCGCUCCUCCAGUCUUUUUGCGAUACGACGCCAUACGGAUUUGUCUCUAUGUCCAGUGAAUGCCAUAGAAGUUUAUGUCGCUAUUUCCUCUGUGCUUUCUGUGGACCUGUCUACCGGUUAUUUGUUCCGACCCCUCACCUCUGCCGGGAAGAUCAUCAAUAAGCAGAUUGCCAACUCUAUCCUACAGUCUCGUCUGCGUGAGUAUUUGCGAGGGGCUCAGAUUUACGACGGCGAAACUCUGCACAGCUUUAUGGCCGGGGUUGCUAUCACUCUAGCCCUUUCGGGAAGCCAACUGACAGAUAUUAUGGAGAAUAUUGGUUGGUGUCACGCUCCCGCCACGUCUCAUUACUUAAAGGUUGCG
Molecule: messenger RNA, 558 nt
Organism: Porites evermanni
Lineage: Eukaryota; Metazoa; Cnidaria; Anthozoa; Scleractinia; Poritidae
Source: the annotation of a GenBank genome assembly